This is a messenger RNA of Dreissena polymorpha, 765 nucleotides long. RefSeq lists its product as uncharacterized. The record is from RefSeq and is a predicted model, not a curated record. Lineage: Eukaryota; Metazoa; Mollusca; Bivalvia; Myida; Dreissenidae. The transcript is spliced from 5 exons. The coding region runs from base 1 to 765 and encodes 254 amino acids.
AUGGAGACUCGCCAGAAGAGGGACGGGAGCAGCGGGACAGCGAACUUACCAGUGAAGAGGACAUACGGGGCGGACCUGGGUCUGGGUGGCCCCGGAACAUUGAGGGGUGGCCUUAUGGAAGGACCCCGUUGCGGCGGUACUCAGUACGCUCAACGCACUGGGAAAACUGUCCCGGGGAUCGAGGCGACGGCUGGUGACGGCAGGAGUGGCCAUAAAGGCGGCGCAUUGCACGAGGAGAAGAAAGGGGCGUCUUUGAUUGUCUCAGCCAUCAACGAUACGUCCGGUCAAGGAAGCGUAGACGAAAAGGCGAUUGGUUCCUUAAUGAGAUACAAGUACUUCGUAGGACUCAGCAACGUAAGCCUUUCAACACACAAACUCGCAAAACAAACCACGGAAUUCUUAACCCAUUCCGCGAGCCUGGCUGUUGAUGGGAAUCCCAACAGUGUGGAUACGAACUGUACCCACACCGCCGGUGAGCCCAAUGACUGGUGGAUGGUGGAUUUGGGACGAGUGUUCCAGGUGACGACUGUUAACAUUAUCAACCGGCUUGAUGAAUGCAAUUGUGGUGAUCGCUUGGAUGGUAUCAUUUACGAGGUUGGGAUUACAUUAGACUCGUGGGAGGAAUGUGGACGGUUCGAUGGACCCGGUAUCGGUCGAUUAGAGAUAAACAUAACAUGCCAUCGUGCCAUGUACGGACGCUAUGUUCGUAUACGCAAGUUAAAUCAAAAUGCUUUAUCGUUAUGUGAAGUAUUUGUUUAUAGUUGA